This is a messenger RNA of Rosa chinensis, 2330 nucleotides long. RefSeq names its product protein downstream neighbor of Son. The coding region runs from base 218 to 2086 and encodes 622 amino acids. Gene Ontology annotation, biological process: nuclear DNA replication. Lineage: Eukaryota; Viridiplantae; Streptophyta; Magnoliopsida; Rosales; Rosaceae. The record is from RefSeq and is a predicted model, not a curated record. The transcript has 15 exons. Gene Ontology annotation, cellular component: nucleus.
UCUCUCUCUCUCUCUCUAGUUACUCUCUCCUCCCUCUUUUGCCCUAAAAUUUCAUUUUGGGGCAAAUCGACCCAAAAACCACAGCGAUUCAUCUCCCUCGACGCGGCUUCACACUCGGAUUUUCGCGGCUUUUGAUUUUCGAUGCCUCUUCUCUUCUCCACUGAGGUUUCUAAAUCUUGGUGAAAGAUCUGCGGUUCCUAGUGUUUGAGGUGAAGGUAUGGCCAAGGUUGCUCGACCUGGUUCUCUACCUCCUGCUGCUCUCAAGGUUGGUGGCGGAGCGAUGAAGGCCGGCCCAGUCAAAAGAAAGACGCCUUCAGAACUGAGAGAAGAGCAGUUGAAGCGGAUGAAUGCUGCAGAGAUCAUGGAUGAGUCUCCAGCCCAUUUGCUUGGUUCUGCAAACGAGGCAGACAAUGGGCUUAACAAACCAGAAUUGUCAAGGAUUCCUAGAUAUCAUGACAUCCGUAUGGAUGAAGUAUAUCCUGCAAAGAAAUCUAGGUCCAGAAUGCUAUUUGGAAAGGAAAAUGUCAAGGAAAGUAUUUCAAUGGAGCCACCUAUCAGCCUUAAGAGUCUCUCUGCGUGCUCUAGUCUGGCUUCCAAGAGAAAGCACCAACAAAUGGGGCCAGAGAUUGCAGCCGAAAGCACAGAAAAAGGUGUAGCUAAAGCGGGUCAAGCAAAUGAAAACUCUAGUCAAAGUACUUUCCGUAGUGUUACUGAGAUUUCAUCGGCUGGUGAUAGGUCAUCUGGCUUUGGAUCUGUUGAUGUGGGUAAAGCAAUGAAAGGAAUGGCCGCCCUUGAAUCCUCAAUUGCUACUGGUUUACCUGCUAAUUCUUCUGAAAGAAAUGUGGAUCCUUCAUCAACUGGUUUUGGCAACUUUUGCUUGCCUGGUGGCAAGGUUCCUCUGGAUUUUACUUUGAAAACUAGUAUGCGAGUGGUUUCCUCUUCCCCAGCGAGUCGGAUUCAUAAGUCAAUCACACGCUCCACAUUCAAAUUCGAUAGUUUUGAAGAUCAAAUUAUGAGCGGUAGCUCAGGGCUCACAUCAACUUCUGAAGUCAGUUCUAAACUUUUACAUUCAUGGGUUUAUCCUCAAUCUACCCUGCCACCUUCUCUUAUACAAGUGUUGACCUCCUCAACAGCCGAGGGAGUUGAAAUGGAUUUUUUAACAAAACGACAUGUAGCAUGGGAGGACUCAUUUCGGAGUCUAUACUACAUGCUUCGAAAUGGUGCCUGUAAUAUAUUUUAUGUGUGUACUCCAUAUUUUGUGGUAAUGUUUACUGGUCGGGAUGUUGCUGUGGGUACCAAACGCCUCACCAAUGCUUGUAUCUCCCAGUCAACAAGAGUCUUCCAAUCAUUGUUAAGAGAGAAUGAUGUUGCCUUCUCUAUGCCCCUUUGCCGUUCUAAAGUGGAGCAAGUCACUACAGAAGUCCUUGAUGAACUCUCAGAGAUGCAAGAAUUGGGCCAGACUCGACGCACACGAUCAUUGGUUGAUUUAGAUAAUACCCCAGAAUCUUUGCUGGUCAUUAGUGGGAAUAAGAAUGUACAUGGCCUGUUUGAUAUUUUAUUAAAUUAUAGAUCUUUCAUGACUACUUUGAUAGGAGUGGAUGUUCCUGUACUAUAUUCACCCGUGCCAUUUCAGAAUGCUGCCAUCUCUUCUCCACAGGUUAAAUGCAUGGAUCUGAAAAGAACAGAACAGGUGGUUGCUUCAAACAAAGGAUCUGUUUCACAAGAUGUUGGAUCUAUGCAAAGCAUAUCUUCUGGUCUCUGCUCUAGUGUUGAAAUUAAGGAUGCAUUUAUUCCACCAUGGAUUAUAUGCAGUGUAUGUGCUGUAGUGGGAUCUGAAGGGGGAAGCUUUGAGGCGAGUUUCACAAAUGAACCUACCUCAAUCAGUUUGAAUGGUUCAAUAGAAGCAGCUGCUGAGAAAUCUGAUUCUCAAGAUGGGAUAGCUGAAGAUUUGCGAAGUAGCAGUUCAGCUUUUGGUAUUUCAAAAGCCAUUGUAACACCAAACUUGCGCUUGGGUUUACUAAAGAGCUUGAAGUUUUCAAAUGGUUCUUAUAUGGCUUCUGUUUCUCCUACCUUGGAUUCCAAAUAAAAAACAACUAUUUGGUUUCACAAUGUUGGUUGGUAUCAUUCUUUAUCACUAACAAUUUCUAUGUACUUUGAUUAUGGUACUAUCCAAUUUGGAUGGCUUUCUUUUGGUAAUGUUUCUGUAACAAUGGUUGUACCAAUCAAAUGUACCACAUUGAAUCAUGGAAGGACUGCCUGUACGCUUACAAUGCGUUUUUGACAAACUAAUUGAGAAAAUGUUAAUGCUAUUAGCAUGCCCCCGGUAUGCA